UUGAAAGGAAAUGUUAAGUAAGGGGCUGCCCCAAGGCUAUAUAAUGGUUAAGGCUUCACUGGGGAAAUGGAACAGAACAGGCCACAUCAUCAAGCUAAUACAACUAUCUCUGGGAUCUCUAGACCAACCAAGCAUGUCACAGCCUGGUGAGGUGAAAAAGAAGCGUCCAGCGAUGAAGGAGGAGGACCUCAAAGGAGCCCGUAGUAAGCUGGGACUGAAAGGCGAGGUCAAGAGUAAAACCUAUGAAGUUAUGGUGGAUUGUGAACGCAUGGGCAAAGUAGCUCCAUCUGUAUUCAGCAGUGUAAGAUCAGGAGCAGAGACAGCCUUGGAAAAGUCUCCUGCCAAAGCCCCUGGAGCCAGUGUGUUUGGCAAGUAGACAACAAGUCACAUCAGAGGAGCAGGACUUAAAUGAGCUAACAGCACUGAUGUAGUUGGUGUGUUUGUGGGUGUGGCGUGUACGUAAUGUGAAUGGCAUAUGAGUCAUUAUAGGCCCCAGGCUGUUGUCUCCAUCUCCACCUAGACCUGAAACUGAGAAGAAAACGAGAGGGCAAGUUUGUGCAAUACGGACACUGUCGGUGUGUAAAGCAGCAGUGUUUUUCAAUUUUUACAGUCAGGGAAUUCAACUCCCCUCAACUGGAAUGGCUUUUGUUUUGGACACUAAAACUGGGACUUACGUGCUGAAAAUCACCUUUGAGAAUUAUUUUUAUAUUGUUUUGAGUGCUACUGACUGUUAAAAAAAAUCCUUUUUUUUUCAUUUUUGUAAAUGAAAUGUUCUUUUUGACCAGUUGAUCAGAUACAGUAAAUAAAUGUCUCUGUCCCUCUCU
This is a messenger RNA of Lampris incognitus (smalleye Pacific opah), 824 nucleotides long. It is a transcript of the gene mustn1b, whose product is annotated as musculoskeletal, embryonic nuclear protein 1b. Gene Ontology annotation, biological process: chondrocyte differentiation; tissue regeneration; chondrocyte proliferation. Lineage: Eukaryota; Metazoa; Chordata; Actinopteri; Lampriformes; Lampridae. The record is from RefSeq and is a predicted model, not a curated record. Gene Ontology annotation, cellular component: nucleus. The transcript has 3 exons. The coding region runs from base 11 to 376 and encodes 121 amino acids.